Messenger RNA from Dromiciops gliroides (monito del monte), 5350 nucleotides. RefSeq names its product G protein-coupled receptor class C group 5 member C (gene GPRC5C). Gene Ontology annotation, molecular function: protein kinase activator activity; G protein-coupled receptor activity. The record is from RefSeq and is a predicted model, not a curated record. The transcript is spliced from 5 exons. Gene Ontology annotation, cellular component: intracellular membrane-bounded organelle; extracellular exosome; signaling receptor complex. Gene Ontology annotation, biological process: G protein-coupled receptor signaling pathway. Lineage: Eukaryota; Metazoa; Chordata; Mammalia; Microbiotheria; Microbiotheriidae. Bases 1417 to 2739 code for a protein of 440 amino acids.
UUGUUUACUUGUCCGAGAGGCAGGAAUUGGAGGCUGGUUCCUGAUUUCGUUUCCCCUUUCCUCCAGUAUUCUGUGUGAAAGGUCUCGUAAACGCCCUCCAAAACCUCUCACCCCCUGGAAGUGCCUGGGAGGAUCAGGACUAAAAAAGUCUAGCUCCAAGGGGAAGAGGGAGAGGUGUAAGAAGUUCGAGUCUUUGAAAAAUUCGGAAGGCCCCUUUAAAUGAACCUCUAGCAACAACAACAAAAGACAGGGCAGGUCAACCCAGAAGACGGGGGAAGACACUGGGGAAACGGGAUUGAUAUCUAGUCCAUUUUGUAGGAAGACUAAGGGAAGGGAUUGGGGGAGCUCUUCGAUUUAUUUCGGGAGGAAAUAACCCCAAGGAACUUGGGAGGAUAAACAGCCCAAUCGGAGAGGGAAAAAAUCCUACGCACGAUCACUACGUAUGCAACACACGGAGUUUGGAGCGACCACCGUGGCUUUCUCUUGCCUUCUCUCGGAGAGGGGUGUCUGAGAAGGAAGGGAGGCAGACGAGGGAGGUGGGAGGCGAUUUGGGCGCAUGUGGGAUCGGAGACCCGCAGAAGCGACAAAGAGAGCCUUUCUGUGUGGCUGCUCAAAGAAGGCGUGUGUAUGUGUGUGUAGGCAUACACGUGACAAAGGCAGCCUUCUUAGGGAAGACAAGGUGUAUGACAGUGAUUGAAGGAAGAUAAAAGUCCCUUAGUAAGUAGGGUGGGCUUCUGGUACACAAGCACGUGUGCCAGGUAGAAAGUACCGAGAGAGUGUUUGCCCACGUGUUGGGGGGAGGGCGGGGAGAAAGGAGGGUUGAGAACAGUAACAACACACAAACUAGCUUUUCCAGAAACUCAAAUUUCCCCCCAUCUGCCCGAAAGCUUGUCUCGGGAAGCCGUGGAAAUGAGUCCGGCGGGCGGGGGGCCCUCCGGAGAGGUUUGGGUCAGGCGUAAACUGAUUGCACAUACCUGGGAGCGCUGCGGCCGGCUCGAUAAGGGCCCUGAAUGGAGGUGAUGUCACGCUGAUGCAGAAGCCGGCCCACCCUCUAGGAAGAGAAAGAAAGGCGAGAGUGUGGCUGAGACUUGGGAGCGGGAGGGAAGCAGAUAAGCCAGGCCCCCUCUCUUUCUCUGUCUGGGCCUUGAGUAGAGACGAGUAACCCCUGACCUCCACGCGUCCCAGCUCGGCACCCUCCUCCCAAAUCCCCAGCGCCUGCCCUCCCGGGGCUCCGGCGCAGGGACCUGCGCCCACGCCCAGCCGGGAGUCCCUCCUCCUUCUCCUCCCUCUCUCCAGUCCUUCCACUUGCGCCUAGCCCGGGGCCGAGGUUGGCCCCGAUCUCUCCGCUGCCGUCCCGGAGGUAGAGGCGUCCCAGGCUCCUUCAGAGAUCCAGCCUGGCCUGGCUCUGGAGCCAGGAUGGCUAUUCCGCAGGCCCUCCUGACCUGCCUGGGUGUCCUGAUGCUCCUCCUCCCCAGGAAUCAGGCCCAGGUCCAUGCUCCACCUGGGUGCAGCCCAGACCUCAACCCCCUCUACUACAAUCUUUGUGACCGCUCCGGGGCUUGGGGCAUUGUCCUAGAGGCUUUGGCUGGGGCUGGCGUCAUCUCUACCUUCGUCCUCACCAUCAUCCUGGUGGCUAGCCUUCCCUUUGUGCAGGACAGCAAAAAGCGGAGCCUGCUAGGAACCCAGGUGUUUUUCCUGCUGGGGACGCUGGGCCUCUUCUGCCUCGUCUUUGCCUGUGUGGUCAAGCCUGACUUCUCCACCUGCGCCUCCAGGCGUUUUCUCUUUGGUGUCCUUUUCGGCAUCUGUUUCUCCUGUCUGGGUGCCCAUGUUUUUGCCCUCAACUUUCUGGCCCGGAAGAACCAGGCCCCUCGGGGCUGGGUCAUCUUUGCUGUGGCCCUGCUCUUGGCCCUGGUGGAGGUCAUCAUCAAUACAGAGUGGCUGAUCAUCACCCUGGUCAGGGGCGGGCAUGGAGGGGGAGGUGGUCUUCAUGGCAACAACAGUGCCAGCUGGAGCGAGGCAUCCCCCUGUGCCAUCGCUAAUAUGGACUUUGUCAUGGCCCUCAUCUAUGUCAUGCUCUUGUUGCUGGCCGCCUUUGUGGGGGCCUGGCCCAUCCUCUGUGGCCGCUUCAAGCGUUGGCGGAAACAUGGGAUCUUCGUGCUUCUUACCACAGCCACCUCCAUUGCCAUUUGGGUGGUAUGGAUCGUCAUGUACACCUAUGGCAAUGAGCAGCGGAACAGCCCUACCUGGGACGACCCCACCCUAGCCAUAGCCUUGGCUGCCAAUGCCUGGGCCUUUGUCCUCUUUUAUAUAAUCCCCGAAGUCUCCCAAGUGACCAAGGCCAGCCCAGAGCAGAGCUACCAGGGGGAUAUCUAUCCCACCCGGGGUGUGGGCUAUGAAACCAUCCUGAAGGAGAAGAAGGGACAAAGCAUGUUUGUGGAGAACAAGGCUUUCUCGAUGGAUGAGCCAUCCUCAGGCAAGAGACCUGUGUCGCCAUACAGCGGGUAUAACGGUCAGCUGCUGACAAGUGUGUACCAGCCCACCGAGAUGGCCCUGAUGCACAAAGGCCUGUCUGAAGGGCCCUAUGAUGUCAUCCUCCCACGGGCCACUGCCAAUAGCAGUCAGGUGAUGGGCAGUGCCAACUCAACCCUUCGGGCCGAAGAUAUGUACACCACCCAGAGUCAUCAGGCGGCAUCCCAGAAGGAUGGCAAGAACGUGCAGGCACCUUUCCAGGCCUUGUAAUGCAAACUAGGAGGGAGCCCGGAUUCAGCAGAUCUGAAGCAGUGGACUUAGGCUGGCGGGCUGCCUGCCCACGAUGGAUGUCUGAUCUGGGAAGAGCAGGACUCACCUCCCCAUGUCCCCUUUUUGUCUGUCUCUGGGCUUCUCUGUCUGUCAGGAAGCUAUGGACCAUAAGGAUCAGUCCCUACCCUCCCACCCACCCUGAUGUUCUCCCUGCCCCAUCCAAAGACACAACAACCCCUUCGGAAGUCACCCAGAGCUCUUCUGAAUGAAGGAAGGCUCCCUGUGGUUGCAUUUCCUCUAGGUUACCUUGCCCACUGUGACAUCUCAGGUGCCUCUUUCUUCUUUGGCCCACAUCAUGGGACCAUAUCAAUAUAGCCAGGCCCUUGGUGUCCACUCCAACCCUCUCCCCUUCAACAGACCGUGCUAUUGCUUUCUUGCAUUUAUGUUUUCUCUUGGGAGAGGGGGUCAGACUUCUGGAACUGACUUGAGCUGGGGGUGACCCUGCAGGUAGGUAGUUCCAGCCCUGUGCCCUUUGGUUUGCUACCCCUGAAGGUGAAUGGUUGCCGUUUGAAGGGAAGGAAGCAAAUGUCAUGGGAUGGUGGGCAUCCCGAGCAGAAAUUGGGCGCUCUGGGCUAACACCCUUCUGAAGAAGUAACAGCAUCUUCUACCAUAAGCUUCACGUUGACACUGCCUGGGCCAUGGUUUCUGGAUCUGAGCCACUUCAGCGCUGCAUUCACUUCCCCCCCACCUUCCCUGGCCACUAAUCUUCUGGAUCAGAUUCACACCCCUGGGCCAUGAGGCCUUUUGCACUCUCUGGCCUUCUGCUCUUUGCUCCAUCAGGAAGGAUGCCGGCUACACCAACUGUCCUACUUGGAAGCAGACUCCUCUCCCUCUUCCUGGGAAACUUGGCCAAGAAGGAUAGGAAUUUUUCAGGGCUUGGCUGCCUAGCAUGAUGCAGAGAUUCUGUCUGGGUGACCAUUGGCUUUUUUUUUCUGUGAAGUUUUUUCCCUCAUUUUCACUUUUCUUCUGGAAGCCUGGUCAGUGUAAAUAGUCAACUCCGAACACAGAAGGGAUGGAGGGCAGCAGGAAGGCCUGAUGGAUUGACCAUUUCUGGUCUAAGACUAGAAGGGUCCUUAAGGGACAAGGGAUGGCAGAAUGAUCUGUGUAUACUCUCUGGUCCAGAAUGGGCUAGGGACCAGGACUCAGGCUUAAGGCGUCUGGAAAUGGGCGCUUUGUACUUGUAAAGUCUAGGAUACAUGACGGGUUUUUCCUGCUCCUGGUGAAGCUUUCCCUGUGAAACCACAAGAAGUCUGUACCCUUAGCUCCCCCACCCCCACCAGGCCUCAAGUGCCCAUAGUAGGGCGUAGCUAUGGGCAUGACCAAGUGCAGUGAGUACCCCCACAUUCCACUCUUGCCUCCAACACCCAAGUGCUUUUCUCUGCAAACAGUAUUUUUCUGGGGUUAAGCUUAGUGAACUAAUAUAUGGAGAAGAGCAUCAGGGAGGUGGGGAAGGGGUGGAUGGAUCAAGAACACAAGAAGUCUGUGAUUUAGAUCCGUGCCUGCUGGAUGUGACCUCCCGUGCCUUCACCCUCUAUUUUACCUGUGACCUGGGUUAUAUAUAGGUAGACCCAAGUAUUACUUCCUCUCUACAGGAUGGAGUGGAUGUGAGGUUGAAAGCCCCAUCUAUCCCUAAGUUUUCCUUGAUCUUGGUUAGUGGCCCAUAGAUUUUCUUGAGUGAAUAAAGUUUUACUAUGUUUUGUAUAAUUAAUGCUUGCAUCUGACUCAACUGCAGAGUGCAGGGGCCCAUCAGCCACAGAGUUGGGCAUGGGAUGUAGCACUCCUGGUCUCUGGAUGACUGAGGUAUGCGAAUGAGUGAGACAUGGUCAACAAAAAAUAUAGCCCAUGCCACCAGCCCUGGAGUCAUAAACCUUCACACAGACAGUCUGAGUAGACUGAAACAAUGGAGCCCCUCUUUGGGAGAGGAGAGAAAAGAAAGGCAUUCUUGAUGUUGGACCUUGGCUGCAAUGUAAGAAUCCUUAGGGUCAUAGUUUUAGAGCUGGAUAUUAAAGGUCUUAUUCCCUCAUGGUAUAGAUGAGGAAACAACUCCAGAGAGGCCAAGUGACUUGCCCAGGGUUAAAACAGAUGGCAGAGUUGAGAUUUGAACCCAGCUCAUUUGACUCCAAAGUUGGUGCCCCACACUACACCAGUGGAAGAACAUGGAUUUUUACCCAGGUCCUUUGAUUACAACACUUCACCAUGCUGCCUCUCAGUGAGCCUAAAUAUGAUUUACCUUGUGGGAAAGCGAAAAGCAUAAGGGCAAAAGAACAGGUCUAGUCAUUAUGUUGAAUUGAAAUCUGCAAUUUUAAAACCAGCACUUAGCACAGUGCCUGCCACAUAGUAGGUUUUGAAGAAAAGCUUUGUUGACUUUAACCAGUCCCGUCUAUAUUACCUGUUCUAUGAAACAUCUCUAAAUAUUUGAAGGUGGGAGACUAUCAUCCAAGUCUCUGGGUUAAACACAAUCUUUUAGCUACUUUUUACAUAUAAGGUAUUUUAUUUUUUCCGUUACAUGUAAAGAUAGUUCUCAACUUUUGUUUAUACAAGCUUUACAAUU